AUUAUAAAGAAUGUCUAUUAUCAAAGGAUUUACAGAAGGCUAUAAGAUUACCAUUCAGCUGAAGCACUGGCAGUUGGUAAAAUGACUCGGUUGGUGAUCUGUGUUCUCCUGUGUGUGGCCUCCCUCGUCCAAGGAGGUCAUGAGAAAUAUGAAGGACAUCAGCUGUAUCGUGUGGCUGGUCUCAGUGAACAGAUCCAAGCUUUAGAAGCACACCUAGACAUUCUGUCAGCCACACCCGCUGCUAGAUCGCGUUCGGGCAAACUUGAAGCUGUUGUCAGACUGUCCCCUGAGGAGAAGCAGCAAUGGCUACACUAUUUCGACGAAAGGCACAUGACAUACACAAAAAUCGCUGACAAUCUGGCAGACAUUCUGCGUGAAGAAGAGGCUCAAAUCCAAAAAAAGAAGGCAUCAGCCAGACGAAGUGGAAAGUCUAUCACUUGGGAUACUUACUACAGACAUGAUGAAAUCAACGAUUACUUGGACGAACUGGCUGAGCAAAACUCCGAUCUUGUGACCGUCAUCAAUGCCGGCCUCAGCUACGAAGGUCGCCAGAUCAAAUACGUGAGGAUUUCCACGACACGCUUCGAGAACCUCAGGAAGCCAGUCAUUGUUAUCGACGCUAUGGUUCACGCCAGAGAAUGGGUCACCACUCCUGUUGCCAUCUACAUCAUCAACCAACUCGUUUUGGAAGCCAAAAACAGCGCCAUCGUUGACGGAAUCGACUGGAUCAUUAUUCCUUUGGCUAACCCUGAUGGCUAUGAGUACUCCAUUGACGAGGACCGCAUGUGGCGUAAAACUCGCUCCAAAUCUCACGAAGGUGCCGAUGAAUGCCCUGGAGUCGAUGGUAACCGCAACUUCGACCACUACUGGGGUACCCGCCCUGACAGCGCCAACCCUUGCAGCAUCAUCUACGAAGGUCCUGAGGCUUUCUCUGAGCCCGAGAUUAGGGUCAUCAGAAGCGCUGUAAUGUCGAACAUUGAGAGAGCUGCCCUCUAUAUUUCUCUGCACAGCUACGGAAACAUGUUCCUGUAUGCUUGGGGUAACAAUGGUACCUUACCAUCAAACGGUUUGGUGCUCCACUUGGCUGGCAUUAAUAUGGCCACAGCUAUUGACAAACUGGCUUUAGAGCACGCUGACAGGUACAUUGUUGGUAACGCUGCGAAUGUCCUGUACUACACCACCGGCACGUCCAGAGACUGGACCAGGGCUGUGGGAGUUCCUCUCACGUACACCCUCGAGUUGCCCGGCUAUGAGUACGGCUUCCUCGUACCCAGCGACUACGUCGAACAAAUUGUAACGGAAACCUGGGCCGGAAUCGAAGCAGGAGCUCGUUACGUCUUGCAAAAUUAUUCAUAAUUUUAUUUAACGUUGUUAAUCUAAAUAUAAAAAUAAUUGUAUAA
Molecule: messenger RNA, 1400 nt
Organism: Helicoverpa zea (corn earworm)
Lineage: Eukaryota; Metazoa; Arthropoda; Insecta; Lepidoptera; Noctuidae
Product: carboxypeptidase B-like
Exons: 6
Coding region: 82-1356 (424 amino acids)
Biological process (GO): proteolysis
Molecular function (GO): metallocarboxypeptidase activity; zinc ion binding
Source: RefSeq, a predicted model, not a curated record